AUCCAGAGGCACUGCGAUCCGUCUUGCAAAACUGAGGUUUGACAGCUGUCUUCAUGAAUUUGAAUCAGGUUCAGAAAGUUUAGUAGAUGACUCAUUGGUCGAAUAGGAUUAUCUGAUCUUAGGUUACUUUAGAUUUGACUUUUUCGGAGUUUCACACGCUCCUUCAACCCCUAUAGCCGUUUGUUCACUCAGGAAAGUUGCGCGCAUCGCUUCGUCUUUCUUGUAUUUGUGGAGACAUCUGAGAUGAAAGCCGUCAGAAUGGUUCCAUCACUGCUGCUGGUGCUGUUUCUGCUGGUGCUGAUGCAGUCCGGCGCCCUCUGCGCGCGGAGGUUCCGGGGCGGCCGCAACCCGCAGCCGCGCCGCUCGCCGCCUCCUCCCACGCACCGGGCUGACCGUGGAGACACCACGGAGAGCUUUCCUCUGGACUUCACCGCAGUGGAGGAGAACAUGGAUAACUUCAUGACGCAGGUGAAGAACCUGGCGCAGUCCCUGUACCCGUGCUCAGCGCAGAAGCUUGACCACGACAUGAAGCUGAACUUUCUGGUGAACACGUCAGUCACCUGCAAUGACGGGAGUCCCGCCGGGUACUACCUGAAAGAGUCCCGAGGCAGCAGACGCUGGUUGAUAUUCCUUGAAGGCGGCUGGUACUGCUUCAACAAGGAGAACUGUGACAGCCGAUACGAGACCAUGAGACGAUUUAUGAGCUCUUCCAAGUGGCCCCAAACUAAAAGAGGCACGGGGAUCCUGUCUCCACUGCCGGAGGAAAACCCUCACUGGUGGAACGCAAACAUGGUGUUCAUUCCCUAUUGCUCCAGCGACGUGUGGAGCGGUGCCACGGCCAAGACAGAUCAGAGUGGAUAUGCCUUCCUGGGCUCCCUGAUUAUCCAGGAGGUUAUAAAGAGUCUUUUGAACAAAGGUCUGGACAAUGCGAGGGUCCUUCUGUUAGCAGGAAGCAGUGCUGGUGGCACUGGAGUUCUUCUGAAUGUGGAUCGCGUAGCUGAGCUCCUGAAAGGCAUGGGGUACGCUGGGAUACAGGUGCGAGGCCUGUCUGACUCUGGCUGGUUCCUGGACAACAAGCAGUACCACUGCACGGACUGUGUGGACACCAUCAGCUGCACACCCACUGAGACAAUCAAGAGAGGAAUCAAGUACUGGGGAAGUGUGGUCCCCGAGAGGUGCAGGCAAAGCCAUGAAGGAGAGGAGUGGAAUUGUUUCUUUGGAUACAGAGUCUUCCCAUCAAUUAAAAGCCCUGUGUUUGUGGUGCAGUGGCUGUUUGAUGAGGCCCAGUUGACAGUGGACAACAUCCAGUUAACAGGACAGCCUGUGCAGGAAGGCCAAUGGCGCUACAUCCAGAAUCUAGGCACUGAGCUGAGAAACACACUGAAAGAUGUCCCGGCUAUGUUUGCACCAGCAUGCCUAUCACAUGAAGUUAUUACCAGAAACUACUGGAUCGACGUGCAGGUCAAAGGGACCUCUCUGCCCCGAGCCCUGCACUGUUGGGACCGCAGCCUCCAUGACAGCAGGAACAACAAGGCGCCGCCCAAAGCCUGCCCUGUGCAUCUGAUUGACAACUGCCCCUGGCCUCACUGCAACCCCACCUGCCCGACUAUCCGGGACCAAUUCACAGGGCAGGAGAUGAACGUUGUGCAGUUCCUCAUGCACAUGGGCUUCGACGUGCAGAAGAUGGCCCAGCAGCAGGGCAUGGACCCGAGCAAACUACUAGGCAUGCUCAGCAGUGGCAGCUAAAAGGGACACACACUGCCCUAUUUUAGGCUAGAACUAAGCAGGACUGGACAAUUUCUCUGGUCUGUCUCCCUUAACUGACACCUCUUUACACCCUCCCCACUUUAAAUCCCAUUCUGUUGCUUUCUGACCUCCUGUCAUACCAGGUGCUUUGAUUUGAUCCUAAGGUCAGGUUUAACACACCAGGCUCCACCAUGACAAGGCACCACUUUUUGCUACCACAAAUGCAACAAUAAAUUGUUUUAUUUUUUAAAAGAAAAACAAAAAGAACAAAUAUCAUGAAUGUAAUCCAGUUUUAAAGAUGCUAACUGACACCUAUUUCUUCACUGCUGUCAUCCUUUUGUACAGAAUAGAUUUGGUCAUCACAAUAAUGGUACACAAAAAUGCUGUUUUAUAUUUUAGGUAGUCAGAGUUGAUAACUGAAAGAAUUCCUAUUACCUCUAGUGUAUUAGAGAUUUAUUUCUAUAGAUGUCUAGUCUCUAAUAGAAAAACACAUCAGGUCAUGUGUUUGGCAGGAGCAGGGUCAAAUGAUAAGAAAAGCACACAGUCAGGGAAUCUGUAAAACAAAAAAAGAAGCAAUAGUUGACUUUACUUAGUAUUAAAAUCACCCAAAUGAAAAUAAGUUGUCAGAUCGCAUUCACACUUCAUAUUGUGAUAAAUAAGGCAUGGGCCAGCUUGAGAUUUUUUACAACAUGAUAAGCUUGAGUAAAAACACUACAGUUUCAUUGUAAUACCUUUAAGAUUAAAAACUGCUUUCAUUUAAAACAGAAAGCAGCGAUUAUUCAAAAUGCUGCUAAAAGACCCAAACAUUGUCAUUAUUACAAUUUUAAUAAUUUUAUCUGUAACAUCUGUUUAUACAAGUUAUUUUAAUUUUAAUACACUGACUUCAGCAAAAAUACAGAAUAAGCACUCACUAAAUUUAGAUCUGAUUUCAAGCAAUCUUUAUCACAAAUAAAAUAACACCAUUGGCAUGGGAUAAGAGGUUGUGGUUGCUAAUCUAAGGGGUCUGUCAUAUAUAUUUUGAAAGGCAUUAAUGAAAGCAGGUAAAGCAGUUGUGUGUGAAAGGCCAGUUCUGGUGUUUCACUACAGUGGUUGUACAGAAUAUAAUAGAUUUUUACCAAUCUCUUUAUAGAGAAAUACAAACAUGAUAACCUAAAACAUCUGCUCAGGUAGUUAGCCUGCAGUCAGUUGCUUAACAGUUAUGCUGCUCUUGACUUGCAGGGUCAAGUUUUAAACCGUGAAACCUUAAAUUGAUGGGUGAUGCCUGUUUUCAUUUCCACAACAUGUUUAUGAUCUUUGCAAGCAGAAGCACUUCCCCAACACCAAAUCUGUCUUUUUUAUUUCCCAUACAGUCGGAGAAAACUUCAGUCACCAUCCCUGGCAUCUUAUUAAAAGAACCUUAAUUUGCAGGAACUGUGUGACGAAACAUUUUGGUGAUUUUGAAACGGUAACUUUAUAAAACCUCAAUAUACAUUGACACCUGUAACAGGUCCAUGCCUAUUUGGAAUCAAAUUUGCAACUUUUUGCUGUUUGCAAUUAAACAUUUAACAAUAGUAAUUCUAAAUAUAUUCUGAACUGGUGCUAAGGUGGACCUGGAAACACAUCACAAACAGCUACACAUGCAUGUUAUAGUGCCAUCACAUCCAUACUUCCUUCUUACGGACUGCGUCAUCAUCACAGGGGAGUUCAAACCUUAUUGGCCUCAGGUCACCUCCGUAUAGCUAAACAGUCCUCAAACUCAAUGCACGAUGAACAUUUAAAGGGAGACAAAUGUUGUGUAUUGUAUAUUUUAUGAGUAUUUGUAUAAAUUCUUUGGAAUUGUUCACCAUUGUAACACCCUUCUUAUAUUUCAUCAUAGAGAUCACGUUUUAAUAUAAUGACAAUGCUUGUAUGUAAUGAUGACUUUAUAAAUGAUUUUUGUAAAGGACCUCUAUUUUACAUCACACCAGAAAAAAGAGAAGUAUUACUACUUGUAAUUUUAUUCUGUAACAUAUUUUUUAACAAAAGACAUAACUCAAGCUACAAUGGUAAUUUUUACAUAUUUAUUUUGUUAUGUAAAUCAUAUUUAUAAGUGUUAUUUUCACAGAGAAGUGAUUCUUUGUAAAUUGUAAAUACAUUGCUGUUCUUUACUUUGUGCUGAUUGCAUGUCUUUGUAUCAAACUCUAAAAGAAAGACAUUACAUAUCUAUACGAUAAA
Girardinichthys multiradiatus is the source of this 3939-nucleotide messenger RNA. Its product is annotated as palmitoleoyl-protein carboxylesterase notum1a-like. Gene Ontology annotation, molecular function: hydrolase activity. The record is from RefSeq and is a predicted model, not a curated record. Lineage: Eukaryota; Metazoa; Chordata; Actinopteri; Cyprinodontiformes; Goodeidae. The coding region runs from base 244 to 1746 and encodes 500 amino acids. The transcript has 11 exons.